UGUCCUAUGUACCCCAUCAUAAACUUUUUUUUUUAAAUUUCCCAUCUGGUGUCUGAAACCCGCAUUGAAGCCUGACUGAUCCGAAUUCACGUCGGGUAGGACUCCUACCAAGGAUUCUCCCAUACCCAGGGCUCGAAUCUGAGACGUCUAGGGUUAAGAGAGGAGCAGCCUCAUUCACUGCACCACAUAUGGUACCCACCAUAAAUCUUUAUCAAUAGUUCUCCAAUUACUUUUGACAAAGGGCAUCUUCAUCUUCACAACCCAUUGACACUUCGUUUCUUUUCAUUUAAAGCUUCAAUAUUCCACCAAUAUCACCUUAAUAUUCUCCUCUUUGAUCAUUUCUUCUUCCUAUUCCCAUUCAACUUCAAGAACCACAAAGCAAAACAAACAUGUUUACACUAUUAACCAUUCUUUUCUUAGCAUUUCUCUUCAUUAUUGGCCUUAUUACAACAUUUUUCAAUUUCCCAACUAACAAGUUCCAAUCUUUGAUUCAAAAAAUUUCACUAAUAUCUCCAUCUCUCCAAGAAAAGACCAUAAUAACACCCUCACCUUCAAUAACCAUGGUUGAUAAGAAGGUGAUGAAUAGGUCUAACAACUACAACAAGGUUGAACUAAGGAGUAUUUUUGCAACUUUUGACAAGAACAAUGAUGGUUACAUAACAAAACAAGAAUUGAAGUUAUCUCUCAAGAACAUUGGAAUUUUCAUGGAGGACAAAGAUAUUGUUGAAAUGGUUGAGAAAGUUGAUUCAAAUAAAGAUGGUUUAAUUGAUCUUGAUGAGUUUUGUGAUCUUUGUCAUACAUACUUGGGAAUAGAGGAAGUGAGUAAUGAAAGUGAAAUGAAUGAAGAAGAAGUAGCUAAUAGAGAGAAAGAUCUUAAGGAUGCUUUUGAUGUUUUUGAUCAUGAUAAAGAUGGAUUAAUAUCAAAAGAAGAGUUGAGUAAGAUACUAUCAACUUUAGGUAUGAAAGAGGGGAAAAAAUUGGAUUAUUGUAAAGAGAUGAUAAAGAAAGUUGAUGUUGAUGGAGAUGGAAUGGUGAAUUUUGAUGAGUUCAAGAAGAUGAUGAAAGCUUGUGGAACUCUUAUUCCAUUUUCUUAAAGAAUUGAAGUGUUUUGUAAUCUCUCUCUUGUUUUUUUUUUUUUUAAUGAUCGAGAAAUCUCUCUAUCCUUCUCUACUUAAAUACUGAACUUAAGUCGCUUGAUGCA
Capsicum annuum is the source of this 1201-nucleotide messenger RNA. RefSeq names its product calmodulin-like protein 3. NCBI's taxonomy places the organism in Eukaryota, Viridiplantae, Streptophyta, Magnoliopsida, Solanales, Solanaceae. Bases 390 to 1094 code for a protein of 234 amino acids. Gene Ontology annotation, molecular function: calcium ion binding. The transcript has a single exon. The record is from RefSeq and is a predicted model, not a curated record.